AUGCAAAGUCCAUUCUUAGUCUUUGAUAACAGUCCCAGCCCUCUGGAAGGGAAGACUACUAGUAAAUGGAGACAGAAAAUCCUUAAAUCAAAGAAAUCAACUCCUCCAAAAUCUUAUUACGAUGUUGAAACAAGUUCCUUUAAAAGAAUCAGUUAUAAUCCAAAAUCAAGUUCUCCUAUUAACAUGUCUGCUUCUCCAACUCCAACUCCAACUCCAACUCCAACUCCAGGUCAUCAUCAUCAUUAUAAUCCAUAUAAUUUCCCAUCAUCAGUAUCUUCUCAGUCAUCAUCAUCACGUACUUCUUCAUCAUUAGAUCUAGUACUGACUCCACCCCCUCGGGAACACUCUAAUCAUUGGAAUUUCAUCACUCCAAUCACUGAACCAGAUACGUUGCGAACAUCAGUAUUCGAAAGUCCAUUAUUUUUUAAAGGUAAAUCAGAUCAAAUCAUUUCUCCAACUCCGAUUCACCCUAAACAUAGCUUCGCUCCAAAAGUUAAACCUUAUAUUACUACUCAAAUGGGUGUAAAUUCUUCACCUCCAAGAAAAAGUGAUAGAUGUACGAUAUGUGAAGAAUUAAUGCAAACAAGAUUAGAAAGUGAACGUCCAUUAACUUUAACUUGUGGAGAUUUAGUUCAUGAAGAAUGUUUUCAAGUAACUUUAGAAUAUGAAAUUGAAAGAUUAUUUGAAAAACAAAUUAUUAAUGAUGAAAGUACCGUUGAUGAAGUUCAACAUAAUAUUUAUUUCCAAUAUUGUAAAGGUCAUAAUUGUCAAAAGAAACAAUCAAAACUACAAUUAAUCCCUCAGGAUAAAUCAUUAUUCAAUGAUAAAGUAUAUCAAGUAUUAUCAAUAAUGAAAGCAAAGAGUCCUAAUAAGAAAAAUAAUAAUAUUAAAGCUCUUAAUUCAACUUUAAGAGGUUCAAAAAUUCAAGCUAAAGAUUUCUUUGAUCCAAAAAUCAUUCAUAGUCCUAUCCCUAUCAAAGCUAAUGAUGCUCCAGGAAGAUAUUCUGUUUUCAAUUCGAUUGCUUCACCUUCAAGAUCACCAUCUCCAACAAUAAGUAUCUCAACCAUUAAUACUGCUUCCAUCACUAUCCCAGCUCAUAUCCAUUCUACACCUGAUCAACUUAGAAAUUACUUCAUACGAUAUUUAUUAGAUGCAUGUCCUACAUUCAGUUUAUCCAAUCUUUUAAAAUUAGGUCCAUUAAGAUUAGUGGAUAAAUUACAAGUAAGCUUUUCCACCAAUCCUCAAUUCAAUUUCGAAUCCAAGAUAGUUUACUUAUUUGAGAAUUAUAUCUUAUUAUGGGUGGAAAAUUCUACAUCAAUACUUUUCGCAACUGAUAAUCUUCAAAUUGAUACCACUCCAAGUCCAUCGAUAUUAAAAAUUAAAGUUAAGAAUAAUCAAAAUUCAGUUAUUUCAGAAUUAUCCUUGAGUUCAGAUACAAGUAGUAUCAUUGAAAAAUGGGUCAUAGCAGUAUCAGAUCUUAAAUUCACUUUCCCCUCCGAGAUAUUUUCUUCAACUAUGUCUAUGCCUCAAAAGACCCUUGAUCCGAAAAUAGUAACUACCACCACAACAUCAGCAGCAGUUUUAUCUCCUCCUGUCCAAUUAGAAUCCUUUCACAAUACUAAUGCUUUCGAUGUUGAUGCUGAUGUCGAGGAUGAAGGGUCAGACGAUGAUUCUGAUAUUGAUUCAGAUGACGAAAUAAUUAAAAAUGCAUUACACAAUACAAAUUCAUUACUUUCCAUAAAUAGUAAAAAGAUUGAUAAAUUAUUCCUGAUUCAAAAUGAUGAUGACGAUGAAAGUGAUUAUGAUGAAAGUGAUGAAGAUUCAGAUAAAGAAAAGAUCAAUGCCUAUCUUAAUAAUAGUGGUUGGAAUGAAAUCAUAGCUCAUAUAGAUAGUGCAUUAUCAAAUAAUAAACAUUAUUAA
Scheffersomyces coipomensis is the source of this 1920-nucleotide messenger RNA. It is a transcript of the gene CST5, whose product is annotated as Cst5p. The transcript has a single exon. The coding region runs from base 1 to 1920 and encodes 639 amino acids. Lineage: Eukaryota; Fungi; Ascomycota; Pichiomycetes; Serinales; Debaryomycetaceae. The record is from RefSeq and is a predicted model, not a curated record.